AGAGAAAACUUCAGUGCCCCGUGUCCCACCUCUCUCGAAGCUUCACCUCACUUCCCGAGCAACAUAUCAUCCACUUUUCCCGUAUGUCACACCUUCCUGCGCACUUCACACCCGCGGCGCCCAACACCUCACGCCCAUGCACCGUGCGAGGAGUCACAACGGGAGCCAGAUGGAUUGCAGUGACAGAUGUUGUGGGCUAAUGGAGACGUCUUGGAGGUGCGGGACCGGGAGUGGAAUGUUACUAUCGUGCGUAUCAUCAGAGGUCAAUCAGGAAAGUCAGAUCGCCAGCCCCGCCAGCCUCGCGCAGCCUCGCCAGCCUCGCCAGUACCUACAUCGCCGGGUCGCUGUUCUCGGGACCUGCUCGCACCCCCAUUAAGAAAUGGCACAGUGACGGCUGCUGACGAUAGAUGGCAAAGACUCUGGCCAAGUCAUGACGUCAGCCAUCACGUCAGUACUUCCGGGACGAGUGACCUACGGGUUUGGGGCGCCAGGAGGCCUUCUUGUGGAUUUGGCUCGGUGGUAAGAUCGUUUUGCUAAAUCUUGCACCGACAAAAACGAACCAGACCUCAGGAUGCCGAGCAACUUUCGCCAAUAAAAGUCUGGAGUCAUUAGUAUUCAUCCCAUUGGUUCAUCCGCAUUUAUAAUUGGAUAAUUGCGCCACUGGCUAUAGUCGGUGUGUGUGUGUGUGUGUGUGUGUGUGUGUGUGUGUGUGUGUGUGUGUGUGUGUGUGUGUGUGUGUGUGUGUGUGUGUGUGUGUGUGUGUGUGUGUGUGUGUGUGUGUGUGUGUAGUUUUUCUCUCUUCCCACCAUUCUGCUUUACGUGCAUUACCAGAAUGGCGAAAAUACAACCAUAAAAUAGAUCAAAACAAACUAAAAACACCAUAGUUAAACAUAGACUAUACUGUUCUCACACCACUACCACCACCACCACCACCACCACCACUACCACCACCGCCGCGCAGCCCCUCCCUACCUAGAUAUGAAUUGCAUGCGGGAAAAAACUCCACACAUUUGCGCCUGGAAUCUUACCAGUGCUAACUCAUACAACUGAACAUUUAUAUCGAGCCACUUAUAUUCCAUUACAAGUUACUACACUGUAUACUAACUCCCCAGCGGCGGGUUCUCAACAUUCUCUCCUAAUAUGGCCGCUGUAACAUUGUCGUGUCUCAGUGCACUAAAUUACCUGCAUGAAACCGCCACCACACACACACACACACACACACACACACACACACACACACACACACACACACACACACACACACACACACACACACACACACACACACACACACACACACACACACACACACCUGGCGAAUUCCUGGUACAGCGUGUAAAAGUUGAACAGCCGCGCUAUGAAUGGUGUUUGGAAUCUCAGGGAAAGUUUAUCAGUUGAACAAUAAUCGU
Messenger RNA from Portunus trituberculatus (swimming crab), 1409 nucleotides. RefSeq lists its product as uncharacterized. The transcript is spliced from 4 exons. The coding region runs from base 187 to 537 and encodes 116 amino acids. The record is from RefSeq and is a predicted model, not a curated record. Lineage: Eukaryota; Metazoa; Arthropoda; Malacostraca; Decapoda; Portunidae.